Molecule: messenger RNA, 444 nt
Organism: Suillus plorans
Lineage: Eukaryota; Fungi; Basidiomycota; Agaricomycetes; Boletales; Suillaceae
Exons: 2
Source: RefSeq, a predicted model, not a curated record
CGCAUAAUACGUCUCAACCUACUUUGCAAUCCGACAGGAAAACCCAAUGCGUUUCGAGCUGUGGAUUGGUUAGUAGAGCGAAACAAUCUCUACACAAAGGUCAUCUUUGCAGGUACAGGUCCAAACCGCACAAUUGACCACAUCAUUAAACAGUCACCAUUGAUUGAGGUGUUUCGCAACUGCCAUGUCAUCAUGGAGAACGCGUUUUACCUGAAAAAUCGAACCAUCCGGCACACACACCCAGACAUGGCAGCCACCAUUGAGAAGCUUCGAUCGCAUAUCCAGUCAACAUCGUCGUAUAUGAUAUCACAAAACAGGAGUGCAAAGCGAGUUAUAGAAGACCAGAUUGCGGUUGGGAUGAAGCUGAUACAACAGAAAAAAGUUAGCCUAACAAUGUCCAGUGAAGACCGCUAUGAAGCAGAGGCGGAGGAUUUCAAUAACUAA